UUUAAUUCAAACCAUUCUCCAUGGAGUGUCAGCUUCCCUCUCUCCCUCUCCUCUUCUUCCCAUUCCCGGUCCUCAGAUGCAAGUAAGACGGGUGCUCAGCAGUUCCCUGUCAGCCUAAAACCGCUUUCAUUUGACCUUAUCUUCACUGACUCCACUGGAAAAAAGAGGGGAUAAUCGCAGCAGCUAUUUGUGGCGCAGUCACCUGACUACCAGAGUCUCUGUAAUCAUUCACCAGAUGUCACUGAGUGAGUAACCAAUUCUACUGUGUCUGCCACAUGAGGACUGAGAAGCAGCCAGGGAGGCGUGACACGCAAGGUACAACUACCCCCCAUUUGAAGAAGACUGACCAGACUAAAUCACCUCUUAAAACCCAUAUUCCCAUGCAAGGCACUUUUUAACAAUCAACAAAAUAUAUAUAACAGCUGCUCUCACCAUCCGCAGUACACAAAUACAUUGACGGCAGUGAGGAAUCAGGGCUUUACAUAAAUGGCUGACAAGCAAAUCAGUUUGCCUGCCAAAUUGAUCAAUGGGGGGAUCGCCGGCCUAAUUGGAGUCACUUGUGUGUUUCCUAUUGACCUGGCCAAGACUCGCCUGCAAAACCAGCAAAAUGGAACUCGCCUUUACACUAGCAUGUCAGACUGCCUUAUUAAGACCAUCCGGUCAGAAGGGUAUUUUGGGAUGUACAGAGGAGCGGCGGUUAACCUCACACUAGUGACGCCAGAGAAAGCCAUCAAAUUGGCAGCCAAUGACUUCUUCAGGCAUCGCCUCUCCAAGGAUGGAAAACUCACUUUGUUGAAAGAGAUGCUGGCUGGGUGCGGUGCGGGUACAUGCCAGGUUAUUGUCACCACGCCUAUGGAGAUGUUGAAAAUUCAGCUCCAAGACGCUGGACGUAUUGCGGCUCAGAGGAAGCUGAUGCCAGAGACGGUGGCUGCAAGCACAGUGGAAACCAAGUCGCCAACAGCCAUACAGCUCACCAGACAAUUACUGAGUGAAAAGGGAAUCGCUGGAUUAUAUAAGGGCCUAGGUGCCACAUUGCUCAGGGAUGUUCCAUUCUCUAUCAUAUACUUCCCUCUUUUUGCUAACCUGAAUAACAUGGGGAAGCGAGGCGCAGAAGGACCCGCUCCUUUCUACGUGUCCUUCCUAUCAGGCUGCUUAGCGGGCAGCACGGCAGCAGUCGCAGUCAAUCCAGUUGAUGUGAUAAAGACAAGACUUCAGUCUCUGACCCGGGGUAGCACCGAGGACACGUACAGUGGCGUGACCGACUGUAUCAGGAAAAUCAUGCGUAACGAGGGUCCAACCGCUUUCCUGAAGGGGGCAUACUGUCGAGCGUUGGUCAUUGCACCUCUCUUUGGCAUCGCCCAGGUGGUCUACUUUCUCGGCGUGGGCGAGUUUCUCCUCAGCUUCUUGCCUAAAAAAGACAACUAAGGAACCGCAUUCUCUCUAAAGCCUCCCGCCCAGAUCGCAUCACACACCCCCACUUACGUGAGGAUUCAUCUCAUUCUUACAGAACUUUACGUUCGUAUUUUUAAUGCUCACAUGCUACAUUUUGUUUCAAAUUUGUUGUCUUGAAUGUCUGAAUCAUGCAGGAGGGAGCCUUCGUUUUGCUGCCAAGCUGCCUGUGUCGGCGCAUGUCGAUUCGAUAUGAAGCCGCAAAUGUCAGGUUAGGUUUUGAAGAAGUAUGGCUUUAUAAUUACAACAUAUGAUAUUUUAUAUAACGAUUGUCAAAAUUUCAAGGUCGACGAAUGGCCCUUGGUUGCUGCAGUCUUACGUGCUCCAUUUCCAAACACACACAGACUAGUGAUGCAUUCAAAAUAGGAUUAUGAAAAUAUCUAAAUUAAAAGCACACAUAACUUACUUAGAUAUUUGAUAGAUUCUUACUUAAAAUUAUAUUUAGUUUAUUGCCCAAACUUCACUGCUCCAAAAGUACAGGGAACACUUGCCAUAAAGUGGUAAAACAUGACAUUGCAUUUCAUACUAGUGUGUAUGGCUUCUGUGGGCCUGUAUGAACAAGGGGUGUCCCGAUCCGAUAUUGAUAUCAGAUAUCAUCCGAUAUCAGCAAAAAAAACCCAAGUGUCGUAUUAUAUCAGUUUGCAUCUAAGAUCUUUGUACUUUGAUACCAGCAGUCCAGCUAUGUGUUUCCUUGCGUUAGGUCAGUCUUUUCUUGUAUUCUAGUGAAGUUAUAUACUAAAGGUAAACAUGGUAGGCUUAAGGCUACCUGGAGCUAGAAGCUACACAACAACGUACCAAACAAUUGCUCACAAGCUAGACAUAUGUAAUAAAUGUCCUUAAUUGAAAAAUAUUGCAGUCUAAAACACAUUUAAAUUCAAACAAGUAUAAAUAAUUAUAGUUAUAUAUUACUUACACAUACAAAGCAGAGAAUAUUAGGAAGUAUUCAGUAAAAAAAAAGUGUCCGCAUCAUUCAAUUUACUGUGUCAUGACUCUUGAGCUUAACUAAAUGAAUUAUCGUGGCCACUAUGUGUCCCAAAAAAUAAUUACGACUCCACUUCAACCUAAAGACGCAUAAGUCCAUUCCAGACAAUUAAUAAUACAUAGGUUUGUGUUUUUCAUACCUACUAUUGUUUUCUGUUUGUCAAAUUGUACUUGAUCAAGCCUUUUCUAACAUUCCACACUAUAGAAUAAUUAAAUUACUGUAUGUGAGUCAUGCUCUUGUUUUGGAUCAAUAUCGGUAUUGGGCAAUACUUAAGGCUGCAACAUCUGCAGUAUGGUAACCGUCAGUGAAAAAAUUGUAUCGAGACACCCCUAGUAUUAACACGCACGCACACACAAAGUCUGUUCGAGGUCAGUUUAUAGUGCUUUAGUAGUGAGUGCUUCUCUUGUUCCUUCUUGCAUGAAUGAGCAUGUAGCGGCCGUCCUGCUCCCCUCCUAUAAGCCCUCUUGACAUACUAUCUACAGUAUAGAACACUCUUGAAACACUGUGCUGGGAGACCCUCCUAAAUCUUUUAGCCACAGUGUAUAUGAAGGAUCUGCACUACCCGUAUGUUCCUUUUACGUUUUGAGCAGUGUAGUUAGAAACAGGAAAAAUCUAUGUCGGAGCAAACCCAGAGAAAGUGUUUAUUUGAUACCAGCACACCUGCUUCGACCUAAGAAGCCACACCCCUUCAGCCACAAGAUAACUUGCAUUGCCUCAGCUUUUUUAUAAGUAGAUCAGCUUCCACAGUGACUCUAUUGUUCACCUUCUCUCAAAGAUCUCUCUGUUCUGGUGUGCAUUCAAACAUUAGACAUACCAUGAAACACUGCUUUAACAAUCAGGCAUAUUUAUGGCCAGUACCAAAUUGGUGAUGAAAUUGAUUUUUAUUUGACUCACAAUUACACCGAGUCAAUCAAAUGAUCAAUGCUUUAAAAUGUUGGUGGUUCACAGAGCAAUGAAAUAUCUUUGGACUAUAUGCAAGAUUAGAAAUAACUUUGAGUAGUCAGUGUGCAGCUUAAAAUUCAUUGUAGAUUUACUACUAUUGGAAAAUAAGUCAACUCUAGGCUAGGAUAGGACUUUAUUGUCAUUGCUCAAGUACAACAAAACUAGGUUUUCAGCAGGAUGUGAUGGGCGAUCCGGCCUAAAAUCUAUUGCAGCUUCCUGGGAUAACAAUUUGUAUAAAGAAAACCUUUUUGGAAUAUAAAUGAUAAUAGAAUAUAGGAACGGCGUGGCGCAGUGGGAGAGUGGCCGUGCGCAACCCGAGGGUCCCUGGUUCAAUCUCCACUUAGUACCAACCUCGUCAUGUCCGUUGUGUCCUGAGCAAGACACUUCACCCUUGUUCCUGAUGGGUGCUGGUUAGCGCCUUGCAUGGCAGCUCCCUCCAUCAGUGUGUGAAUGUGUGUGUGAAUGGGUAAAUGUGGAAGUAGUGUCAAAGCGCUUUGAGUACCUUGAAGGUAGAAAAGCACUAUACAAGUACAACCCAUUUAUCAUUUAUCAUUUAGAACCAUUUCAAAAUGGGUUACAAGGGCUGCUAAUUUGGCUGCUGACGUAUACAGUGACGUAUUGUUUUUUCGGUUAUUAUUAUUUUUUCAAAACAAUUUUUUAUCUACUUGUUAAUGUAAUAGCGGGUUACUUUCUGUUGGAAAAUGGUUCUAGCUUUGUUAAAAUGUAAUAAGCUCCUUUUGUUCUGUUGUUUUGAUACUUUACAUUAAUUUGAUUUGGGCAAUGCCACACAUUUGGCAAUCCAUCCAAUACCAAAUAGUUACAGGGGCUGUAUUGGUUAUACCAAUGCUGAUAAUGAAACUUCACAUUUUCAAUUGAAAUAUUACAUUUUCAAGAUCAUUGAAUAAUAAAAAUGUUUAAAUCUUUGAAUGAUUAAACUUUUGAUCACAAUUAUAGUCACACAAAAACACAGGAUGGCAAUGUAACAAUAACAAGUAAAUAUUUCGAUUAUUUAUUAACGUUGGCUCUAAUUUAAAUCCUAAGCUUUUUGCCCUUAAAGCCCUUCUGUUUUCAAAGACAUACUUCCUGAUAUAAUACCAAAAACAAGAAAAUAUUUUUUGAUGAGAAAAAAAUAUCGAUCUUACCCCUGUAGUGUCGCCCAUAUACUGAUACUUUACUUGGUGCCAUUACGGUCGGUAUUUUACAUUCAAGAGCUCUAGCUUGCAGUUAGCGGUAAGCAUAUGUGCCCACGGCAUGUACUGUAGCAUGUUUAGCUGUUCCUUGUUAUCCAGUGAUAAUGAUACUUGUAAGAAACAGUUUGCCGCCAUAGAGGUGAGGAUUGCUGUUUAGAAGCGGCUUCGGACUAUGAAGGACAUUAGCCAUUAGCUUUGAUGCUACAUUGCAUUGAGGAUGCCUUUAUCUCCUUGUUGCUGUCAAAUUUGCAGACAGACAUAAAAUGUGUCAACAACAUGUUUUAUCACGCUAUAACGAUCGUUGGACAAUAUGUAUACCAUUUAUAGCAGAUAUUGUUUGUAGUGAAUAUGUCCAAAUUGGGUUCCAACUCCUAGUGUCAAUAUUUAGCAUGAGCACCAUUGUUAUCUAGCACUGCCUUAAUCCUAUUGGGCAUAGAAUUAUCCAGCAAUUCUCCUCCAUGAUGAGGACAUCACUGGUGGAUGUUUAGCAGCCUUGUUAGUAACUUUGCGCUCCUCCAGAUCCCGCUUUAGGAAGCGCCAUGUGUGCUCAUUUGGGUACAGGUGUGGAGACAUACAUCACCUUCACCUUUCAUCUUGGAGGUGUGUACCUGAGGUUCUAGAUGUAGCCCAAUGAGUACAUAAUAGUAUAUGACGUACAUUAUGAUGUAAUAGGAUAAAAUUAGCUGCGAUGAGGUGGCGACUUGUCCAGAGUGUACCCCUCCCGGGAUAGGCUCCAGCCCCCCCGCCACCUCAAGAGGGACAAGUGGUAGAAAUGGAUGGAUGGAUUGAUAUGAUUGGAGUAGGUUAUAAAUAACACAGAUUAAUAGGAAUAGAUUAUAAUACAGUAUAAUAAAAUACAAUAAAUUUGGAACUAGUUUGUGUUGCAAGAUAUUUAGAAAAAUAAUGGCUGUGUGUUGACUAAUUUUCAGUGGAUAGUAAGCCCAUACUGCUAUGUAAGCCCUACACCAGGAAUAUUCAAAUAAAUAAGCCACAUUUCCAGAAAGAUAAGGACUGGAGGGCUAUUAGUCUUAUUUUGUAUAUUCUGGUGAACCAACGUCCUCUACAAUAGACAAUUGAUUUUUGUCUAUUUAAUUUGUCAGAGUCACAGGAGCGCUCUGCUGCUUUUAAGAACCUUGUCCUAAAAUGUGAGUCUUUCACAAGUUUUUUUAUUGUUAACUUAACUCUAGGGCCACCAGUUGAAUAGUUGAAAAGAUGAAAACGAGAGCACCCAAAAUGGAAACCUUGAGUAACACUACUAGCCUCGUUACAUAAAUUGAUUGAUUGAAAUAUUUAUUUCAAACCUGCACAGUACAACAAAACACUUUUUUUUCCCAUUUAUAAAGCUCAUUAUGAACGAGAUUGGAAACUGAAAAUGAAAAUGGGAAACUGACAAAAACACAUUGAAUAGUGGAAAUAUCUAAAUUAAAAGCACACAUAACUUACUUAAAUAUUUUAUAGAUUCUUAUCAAAAAGCUAUUUAGGAUAUUGCCCAAACUUCAUGUCUUAUACACUGCUCCAAAAGUCGAGGGACCACUUUCCAUAAAGUGGUAAAAUAUAACAUUACAUUUCCUUAAGACAGUUCAUACUAGUGUGUGUGGCCUGGGCAAAUGGUAAUUGGUAAAUGGAUUAUACUUGUAUAGCGCUUUUCUACCUUUUUAAGGUACUCAAAGUGCUUUGACACUAUUUCCACAUUCACCCAUUCACACACACGUGUGUGCCUGUAUGAACUAGGGGUGUCCAAAUCAGAUAUUGAUAUUGGAUAUCGGUCCAUUAUCAGCAAAAACUCAGAUUGUAUCGGCUUGCGUCUAAAAUUUUAGGCAUAAGCGCUCCAAUACCAGCAGUCCUGCAACAUGUUUCAUUGAGUUUUUUGAUUGAUUGAUUGAAACUUUUAUUAGUAGAUUGCACAGUUCAGUACAUAUUCCGUACAAUUGACCACUAAAUGGUAACACCCGAAUAAGUUUUUCAACUUGUUUAAGUCGGGGUCCACGUUAAUCAAUUCAUAGGUUGGUCUUGUCUUGUAUUUUAGUGAAGGUCUUUACAAAAGGUAAACAUGGUAGCCUGCAGGCUACUCGGCGCUAGCAGCUACACAAUAGCUAAGCACAUAAGCGACACACAAUGUGCUUGGAGUGGACCAAGUUCCUCAAUAAAACCGGAGCACUCUGGUGUUUUUAGGAAUUAGCUGAAAAAUGUUUUUUUCCAAAGUUUUAAACUGAACUUGGGGGCCAACAUGGUUUCAUUACCGAUUUGGCCAGAGGGCCAACAGUUGAAAAGCCUUGCUCUACACUGACUACUCCAAAGUAAAUCUAUGAAUUAUUUUCAUUUAGUGAUGUCCUUUGAGUAAAUAUAUCAUCAUAAACAUAGCUAUUGAGAGAUACUGUAGUUUUAAAAUAAUCAUGCUAGUAGAUGGUCCACUGCAGUUGCUUUUAUGGUGGAUAGCAGUUUUUACACUAUUGUUUACAGUACGGAUCAGUCAAUUAUCAAACAUAUCCGUUGCAACUUGAAUUCACUGGCAGGGCCCAAAGAGCUAACGGGAAAACUGUCAUCAUAAAACCCCAAAUCAAACCACUUAUUUGUUCAGUUCACUUGUUUGCUUGAAGCUGCAGGGAAAGCAGCAGCGUUUAUACAUCAUAUCUCACGUACGCAUCACACUUCCAAAGCCCUGCCAUUGGUUUAUCUAACCGGAGAUCAAGGUGACUUUGACGUCUUUUUUAUCAAAUCACAUUCCACUUUGUAGCUCCCACUUGUGGCACUGUUGGCGUUUAAUGCAACUUUUUAACGUGUACUCAUGUGUGGGAGUGAGAAGUGUUUAUUAAUCUAUGGGUGGUAUGAUAUUGUAUAUUUGUGUCUCUUGAAUCUGUUGUACACAUGCAAAUGGUAUAACGUCUAUGCUUUAUUGUUUGUUUUGUACAUGAUGGCUUAUUUGCACACCUACCUCCCCCAUCCCCUGUUAUUCAGUGUGGUGAUUUUACGUGAUGAUGCGGAUACAGCAGAUGAAGGGAUGCAACAAGCGUAAUUGGAGCUUGCUCAUGUGAAAAAGGGGACAUGCUCGAAGGUGCCAUUACCUCUUGGCCAGUGCUCAAGUCUGCGGGUCGGCCAGCGCUCCUGUUGUCACUUGUGGACCAAAUAAAGCAUCUUAUAAUGAUGGCGAUAUAAACAUAAUAAGCUCCGAGCCAAUAAUACUGAAAUGAAGUGUACCCCAGACAAGGCUAAUGAGGACCUGCUGACUUGAGACUGUAAAUGUAACUACCAUCAGUGAUGCUGCUUCCAUUAGGUAGACAUCAUGAUGGCGGCUGAAUCACAAGCAGUCCUAAAGUGAAAGCCAUAAAGUUUCCGACUGUAAUGACUUGAACAGCUGAGCCAUUUAAGCUCUUCACCAAGAAUCUCUCAACAUUCCAAAUGCCGUUUUCAUCUGCUGUUCCUGCGGUCUAUUUUGAUUGUGUUAUUGAUGAUCGUUUUAAAUCAUUUCCCUGCUUUAUUUAAAGCUUUUGACAAUAUUGUGCAAUUUCUUUUAGCUUUAAGCCCACUAUGAAUUAUCGCUGACUUUGUGUGUGUCCGCAUAUUAUAGUGCUGUAGCUGAUGUGUAGUUCUUUCUGUCUGUCACACUCCUGUGACAUCCCUCUUUCGAAUUUUUAAAUGUUUUUUAAUUUUUUUUAAAGAAGAGCACAAAGGAUGGUUAAGGCACAUGAGAUCACACAUGGGAUCAUAGUGAUAAUAAAAUCCAAUGUGAAAUGUAUUUAAUGUAUGUCCCUAUAACAUGCAAAGACCCAUGUAGUGGUGGUGUGCGCUGAGCAGUUACCCACAAAAUAUAUAUUGCCUACAUAUUCUAAAUGAAUCAGAUAUAUGAAUGUAAAAUAGAUAUUAUAAGAUGUAUUAUUUAGUGAAUAAUUUAUUACAUUAUGAUCAAAACAUUUAUGCUUUACACACACACGCACACACCAACCAGCUCACUGAUAUGCAAUAAGUAGAAACCGCACACACAAACAACAAAACAUGUCAAUGUCAGCAUCACAAUACUGUAUACACAAUGUGACCGGGGACCUUCAGAGCCUUUUUUGGGGGGUCUGAGUCCUCUUCACGACCUUUGCUUGCUUCCUCCAAGAGGAAUUGCGCAACACACAGCACUUUAUAUCAACCACAACCCCCAAUACGACUCUAACCAUACAGGGUGUUUAGAAUUCUGUGCAUUGAAUGACACACACACAAACACACACACAUACGUCCUAUGCAUUGUUUACGAUGCCAUGGUGAAAGAAAUAAAGUGUUUCAUGUCACAAUUUGCUGUUCAAUAAACUGACUGUCCCUAAA
Nerophis ophidion (straightnose pipefish) is the source of this 8868-nucleotide messenger RNA. It is a transcript of the gene slc25a22a, whose product is annotated as solute carrier family 25 member 22a. Gene Ontology annotation, molecular function: L-aspartate transmembrane transporter activity; L-glutamate transmembrane transporter activity. Lineage: Eukaryota; Metazoa; Chordata; Actinopteri; Syngnathiformes; Syngnathidae. The record is from RefSeq and is a predicted model, not a curated record. Bases 487 to 1425 code for a protein of 312 amino acids. Gene Ontology annotation, biological process: aspartate transmembrane transport; malate-aspartate shuttle; L-glutamate transmembrane transport. The transcript is spliced from 12 exons.